AUGAUCCGCUCCAUUGAGGGAAGGAGCUCUGAAGUGACAGAGCUGAUCAGAGCUCAGGAGAAGGCUGAGGUGAGUCGAGCUGAAGGACUCCUGAAGCGACUGGAGCAGGAGAUUGCUGAGCUGAAGAGGACAGAUGCUGAGAUGAAGCAGCUUUCACUGACACAGGAUCCCAUCCAUUUCCUCAAGAACAUUGUGUCCAUCACUGGGAGGCCUUACAGCACAAUUUCAACCAGCGUGACUGUCAGCCAAGGCUUCUCCUUGGAGCCCCUGAAGAAAUCUGUGUCUGCACUGAAGAUGCAGCUGGAGGAGAAAUUAGAUUCAGUCUUCAAGGAGGAAAUAGUCAAGAUAUCUGCAGCAGCGAUCACGCAUGUCCAGAUCAUCCAGAGCAUACAGUUGUCUGAUGGCCAGGCUCUUAUUGCUGAACCAGUGACCAGAGAGGACUUCUUAAAGUAUUCCUGUCACUUCACUCUGGAUCCAAACACAGCACACACACACCUCCAUCUGUCUGAGGGGAACAGGAGGGUGGAAAUUCUGAAUUCAGAACCGGGUCCCCAUGGAGCACUUAAGUCUCCACCCCUUCCGGGCGGCUCAUGGGGCUGGGAGAGCCAACACUUUUGA
Molecule: messenger RNA, 618 nt
Organism: Engraulis encrasicolus (European anchovy)
Lineage: Eukaryota; Metazoa; Chordata; Actinopteri; Clupeiformes; Engraulidae
Product: tripartite motif-containing protein 16-like
Exons: 6
Coding region: 1-618 (205 amino acids)
Source: RefSeq, a predicted model, not a curated record